Leptidea sinapis is the source of this 1169-nucleotide messenger RNA. RefSeq lists its product as uncharacterized. The transcript is spliced from 8 exons. The record is from RefSeq and is a predicted model, not a curated record. Lineage: Eukaryota; Metazoa; Arthropoda; Insecta; Lepidoptera; Pieridae. The coding region runs from base 5 to 1132 and encodes 375 amino acids.
CGCGAUGAGACGCGCGCGAAGUGUCACCGGGCCUCUAAGGAGGGCCCACCCGGCCUCUGGGGCCACUUGGAACGUCCAGGUGGUCAAGGGUAAAAUGAGUUCAAAAUGUUUAUGGCACGCAUGUCGAGCCCUGUCAGCUGGACUGUUGUUGAUGUUACUCGGUGGAGCGAUGGCAGUCAUAGGUUAUUAUGCAGACUCAUUAUCUGUGGAUCAAGAGAUACGGGGAAACGCGACUGUUUCAGUCAAAGACGAGGCUCGGGGCUUUCAUCUCAACAACCUUUCAUACGCCGGACCUAUUGUUAUGGGCUUUGGAGGCUUCAUCGUAGUAGCUGCAUGUGUAAUGACGUUUGAAGCGCGCGACAGUGCAGCUAAAGUAACACCGGCACGACCGCAGGCGGUGCCGAGGCCGCUUCCUCGCCGUGGUCCGUGCACGACGCCAGCCCGACUUGACCAGCUCGGGGUCUACCGCCUGCCCCACGUACUGCCUCUAGCUCACGCCUUACCGCUGCCACCGACACACAAACGACCGCCAUACAAGAGACAUAGAGGCAGUGAACGAGCGAUAGAGAAGGCGAGAUUUGGAUCUGCGCCGGACCUGCGGAGCGGCAACGCACGAGCAGCGCUACCAGUGACAGCUUUACGACGCCCGCUGAGGAGAUACGCACUCUCUGUGGACGAGCCCGCGCAAUCUGCUGUCAGUGCAAGCGCAGCAGAAUCGGAGUGUGGUUCUCAAUCCUCGUUGGCGAUGGAUCUUCACGGCAGCGCUGGUGCAGGCGUGACUCUCAGAGUACGGGACAACACGAGACGAAGACCUCUCGCACGACAACAAAGACUCAUCGUCGAAGAUAUUUCACGCCAUGCCUCUGGUGAGAACAUCACAAUUACUAGUGGGAUAGCAGAAUCACCAAUAAGUCCAAACAACGAAGAUAUAAAGAAUGCAGUAGAGAUGGUACAUUUGUCAAUAGAGCGAGAGGUCAGAGCGAGCAGUGCACCCCCUCUCUCUUCGCCACCGGUGACGACACAGUCCACGUUGCAGACUGAAACACGAAUUUUUAUUGAAACUUGUGAUGAUGUAGUUAUGGAUAAUAAAUCAAAUGAGCCAGAUGACAGCGACAAUCUUGAUCCUUGUUAGUAUUAGAAACUAUAAUAUAAAUAUUUAAGUAAAACGA